Anopheles cruzii is the source of this 3447-nucleotide messenger RNA. RefSeq lists its product as uncharacterized. Gene Ontology annotation, molecular function: zinc ion binding; metallocarboxypeptidase activity. Bases 1 to 3447 code for a protein of 1148 amino acids. The record is from RefSeq and is a predicted model, not a curated record. NCBI's taxonomy places the organism in Eukaryota, Metazoa, Arthropoda, Insecta, Diptera, Culicidae. Gene Ontology annotation, biological process: proteolysis. The transcript has 3 exons.
AUGGUGCUCAUAGUACUGCGCGUCGCUACUCUGGCGUUGCUGAUGUUGCGUGAUUCUAGAGCAGCGCGUGGGAUUUACGUAAACAAUCAAAAGCUUGAUCCGUUUGAAACGGAUCACACCUCGCCGAGUCAGCCGCUGGCGUACGUCAGCAAGAGCGACCUGCUGCGUAAGGAUAACUUUACGGUCCCCCAGCACUACUACCAGUACCUGGUGAACGAGCGUCCAUCCAGCUACAUCGAUCUACUGUGGGGACACAAGAAUAGGACACACGAACCGUCGUCCCUGGUUCGCGUAACGUCACCGGUUUCCAUGUCCCCUGUGCAGUACGCAGAUGAGCUGGCUUCGAUCAAGAACAAGCUCAACAAGACCGACCCCUUGUACUAUCAGCCGGCACCACACCAACCAACAGCUCCAUCAACCGUGCCACCGGUGUCGGCGCAGGUGACACCGCCCAUAAGGGCGAAGAAGCGGCCGACUACUCAGCCAUCGAAACCCCGGCCAGGUUCCGUACUAACCGAUCCCGUGUUGACGCCUGAAAUGAUGACCUUCCUGAGUCGUUACUAUCUGUUGAGCUGUACGCUAGUGCCGAAGCCAGCGGUACAACCGAUCCCAACGACGGCUGCUCCCUCCAGCCAGACCACUACACGCAAAACCAAAAUACGGCAUCUAACUACCCGGGCCACCACUACGACCACGACGGUGAAGCCAAACGUUGGCGAUGUCAAGCGACGGAAGAAGCCCAGCUACGUCUACGUGAAUCCACCGGUCAUUAAGCGGCUCGGGGGCGUGCUGGAGUCAGUAUACAGCUUUAUGGAGAACGCUCUCACCAGCACGGAGACUGUGUCGGAGGAAACUCGUGGCGGACGUGGAGACUCCGCGGGAAGUGCCAAGGUAAAGCGAAACAUUGUCGCACCCGAGGAACGGGGUGGUUCUGCUGAGAAGGUAUCGCUCGCAGGAGCGAUCGCUCCAGAAACUGCGUCCUGGAGUACGGUACUCAGUCCGAGUACGCCGUUGGAUUCGAAACGGUUCACGGCUCCGGACCGUGUCACCAUCUCGGGGCUUCCGGGGGCCGUGAGCACGGACGGGAGCAAGAACACGAUGACCACCAACAUUCAAGUGACGAGCGAAUAUACGGCGGCUACCCCACCGACGGUGCCCUUUCGAAAGCCGGACCCGGACGACGACGACGAGAGCAGUGAGGAGGAAUCCGAAGAGGACUACUUCGGAGAUCGACCCGUUCGCCGAAAGCCGCCCAAGAAGCGGCACCGUAAGAAGCGCCCAGCAUCGAGCGGCAGUUACGAGGAUGUGGAUUACGACGAGGAAGUCUCAUCGGACGAGGAUGACGACUGCUGUGGCAAAGGCGAAGGCGAUGAGCCCGGGGUGGAAGAUAGCGAUGAGUACUCGGACAACACGGACGACGACUACGACGACGAGGACGACGUAGGUGAUGGGAACGAGGCCGGAUUCUUCAGUGGGAUGUUUUCCACGUUUGGCCGUUUCGUAAGUUCACUCGGGUUCGGUGGGCCCGCUGUUGGAGGUCCCGACGACUACGGUGACUACGAGGAGGACAGAGCCCGCAGCACAACGCCUCGCAUUUGGUCGGUAACGCGCAAGCGGCCCACGCGCAGUACCUCCGGAGAACCGGCGGUGGACCCCGUUGAUGGCCGCAAUGGUACCGUCACGGUUCCCUCUUCGAAGCCCUCUUCGUCGUGGCUGUCGAUGCCACUGGUCUACAGCCUGUUGAGUCCUGACUUCGACGAUACACCCUUGCCGGACGAUUUGCCGCCGUCAGAGCCCACAACGAUCACCACCAGCACCACCACCCCGAUCGGGUCAUGGUUCGAGCUGAUGAUGCCUUGGGAUUUUUUCAAUCCCUGGAUGCAGGAUGUGACCGAGAACGGAGUGUCGGAGGAGUCUGUACUACCAGCGAUACCUAGUCUGCUGGCAGAUGCGCCUCAUCCAUCGCCCGUAACUCCAUCGACGAGCUGGUUGAGUCAUCUGCUCGGUGGCAGCACCGCGGAGACACCAAAGCCCAAACCCUCCAGUGGGAGUCCAGCCCAGCCCAGUAGUUACCCGGUGCGUCCGACCAGAAAGGUGUCCUACGCUGGCCACCAACUGUGGCGAGUGUCCGUGGAAACCGCCACGCACCGCCAGUAUCUGGAUGACUUCCGACGCUCAGCGGACGGUCGUCGGCUGCAAUGGUGGCUCGGUCCAACGCUGCACGGGCCCACGGAUGUACUGGUGCCGCCGGAGGUGCAGCAAACCUUCCGCGAGUACCUCCUGGCCGAAGGCAUCCAGUUUCGGCCGACCAUACGGGACCUGGGACGGGCGAUCGCACACGAGAAACCUCGAGUGACGCGGCGCGAGCAGAUGGAGCACAGGAUACGGCAGGGACAUUCGCUGACGUGGUACCGCUACCAUCGGUACGCCGACAUCGUCCAGUUUCUCGACUACCUGCAGCAGCAACAUCCGCAGCGUGUCCAGCUACUGCACGUCGGCCGCUCAUACGAAGGGCGGCCCUUGACAGUGGUACGCGUUUCCACGUCGAUGUCCGGUCCGGUCCAGGCCUCGAGCGAGCGUCGGCGCAAGCGCCGCAAACCCCAGAAGAAGCGACCGGCCAUUUUCAUCGAGGCCGGAGCCCACGGUCGGGAGUGGCUUGGUCCGGCGGUUGCGACGUGGUUUCUGAACCACCUGCUGGACCUCCAGCGGUCCCGUGCCCCGCUGGUCAAUGGGUCUGAGCCCGAGCAGGAAACCGUCGCCCGGUACGAUUGGUACGUGCUGCCGGUACUGAAUCCCGAUGGCUACGAGUACAGCCACGAGCACGACCGGAUGUGGUCCAAGAGCCGCUCCCAGGUGGAACCUCGGCCCCAGGGGGUUCUAUCCAGCGCGUUCAACUGGUGGCAGACGGGGCUAGCGGCGGAUCCCAGCACGCGGAAGUGCUACGGUGUUGACCUCAACCGUAACUGGGCUCACGGUUGGCAGGAUUCCGGUUUACCGGGCAACGAGUGCAGCGAAGACUUUGCGGGAAGCGAUCCGUUCUCGGAGCCCGAAACGCGAGCCGUACGUGACUUCCUCGCUACCGGGCGUCGCAAUAUACGGUUGUUUGUGUCACUACACGCGUACGGUCAGGUGCUAUCCUACCCGAGCGACACCGACAAGCGUCCGCAGAAUGAGGUAGACGUUCCGAGCGACAUCCACGAGAUGGCAGCUGUGGCUCUGGAAGCGCUGAGCGGAACUGGCAGUGACGUGCGGUAUCGGAUUGAGCCAAGCCCCGGGCCAGAGGGCACCGCGGCCGAAUACGCACGUUAUGGAGCGGGAAUCCGGUACAGCUACACGCUGACGCUUCCCGACACCGGCACGCACGGUUUCCUGUUGCCACCGUCCAACAUCGUAGCCACCGCCCGGGAUGCCUUCGAAAUUAUCAAGGGCAUGAUUGACUACACGUAG